CGGAGCCGGCGGCGUCCGGCUGGCCUGGCUACGCCUCCCGGGGCGCCUCUGCCGCGCCCGUUGGCGGAAGCCGCGUUCCCCCCGGCAGGAGACGCUCUAAUUGAGGGCGCCGGCGGAGCGCACCCGCUUUCGCCCGCUCGCCGACCGGCUCUCCUCCUGCCGCAGGAGCGGCGCACCGCGCUCCCCGGGCCAUGCAGCGUUUAGCCAUGGACCUGCGGAUGCUCUCCCGGGAGCUCUCCCUUUACCUGGAGCACCAAGUCCGGGUUGGAUUUUUCGGUUCGGGGGUGGGUUUAUCCCUGAUCCUGGGCUUCAGCGUCGCCUAUGCCUGCUACUACCUGAGCAGCAUUGCCAAGAAACCCCAGUUAGUGACGGGAGGAGAGAGUUUCAGCCGCUUCCUGCAGAACCACUGUCCGGUGGUGACAGAAACGUAUUACCCUACGGUCUGGUGCUGGGAAAGUCGAGGACAGACACUGCUGAGACCUUUCAUCACUUCCAAGCCGCCGGUGCAGUACAGGAAUGAACUUAUUAAAACUGCUGAUGGAGGACAGAUUUCACUGGACUGGUUUGAUAAUGAUAACAGUGUGUGCUAUACGGAUGGCAGCACCAGACCUACUAUCUUAUUGUUGCCUGGCCUCACUGGAACAAGCAAGGAAUCCUAUAUCCUUCAUAUGAUCCAUCUCAGUGAAGAAUUGGGAUACAGAUGUGUGGUUUUUAACAACAGAGGAGUGGCAGGAGAGAAUCUCUUGACACCAAGGACUUACUGUUGUGCUAACACUGAAGACUUGGAGACGGUUAUUCACCAUGUCCACAGCCUGUACCCUUCUGCUCCUUUUCUGGCAGCUGGGGUUUCAAUGGGAGGAAUGCUGCUUCUAAAUUACCUGGGCAAAAUUGGGCCCAAAACUCCAUUGAUGGCAGCUGCCACUUUUUCAGUUGGUUGGAAUACUUUUGCUUGCUCAGAGUCAUUGGAGAAACCACUGAACUGGCUGCUUUUUAAUUACUAUUUGACAACUUGCCUCCAGUCUUCAGUUAAUAAGCACCGCCAUAUGUUUGUAAAACAAAUUGAUAUGGAUCAUGUCAUGAAGGCAAAGUCUAUCAGAGAGUUUGAUAAGAGAUUCACUUCUGUCAUGUUUGGAUACCGAACAAUAGAUGAUUAUUAUACUGAUGCCAGCCCAAAUCGUAGACUGAAGUCAGUAGGAAUUCCAGUGUUGUGCCUGAAUUCUGUGGAUGAUGUUUUCUCACCCAGUCAUGCUAUUCCAAUAGAAACCGCUAAACAAAACCCUAAUGUUGCUUUGGUCCUUACUUCUUAUGGAGGCCAUAUUGGUUUUCUGGAGGGAAUCUGGCCAAGGCAAUGCACUUACAUGGAUCGAGUCUUCAAGCAGUUUGUGCAGGCCAUGGUUGAGCAUGGACAUGAACUUUCUAGCAUGUAGCCCUUUGUGUGCAUUAUGUCUGAACAUCAUUGUAAAGGCAACUCAGCUUAGUGCACAAAUUUUAACUACUGUAUAUAAAGCAAAUAAGCCAGCAGAUGGGUGAAGAGGUCCAGAAUGACAUGCAAAAACUACUUUUUAGGAAAACAAAACAACUUUGUAGCAAGAAAUUAAAUAUAGUUUAGAUUAUUACUUACGUAGAUUUUAUUUUUACUAUGCCUUACCAAGUAUGACCUUAAAUAAAGUAGUCUUUACCUACGUGGAAUUGCACUUAACCAAAACUAUUGUGUAAAAAGAUUUUAAUUCCUCAGGGUUUUAAUUUAGGCUAGUAUUUUUUAGAUUACUUAUUUUAGAUGAUUUAAUGGUACUUUAAUAACUGGUAAGAAGAGAUUUUGGUUAUUUGAAUGUAAGUUAUAAGUUGGCACAUUCCUAAGGGUAUUUAUACUUUAAUGAUGAUAACAUGAAAACUGAAAUAAAAUACAAUGCGCUAAGUCUUCUAUGUAUUUUUACUUUCACAGGCAAGUGCAACAAUGUUAGACUGACUUCUAUACAUGCUCUUUUACUCUGAUAACAUUAAAUUAGGGCUGAUUUGUUUUAUACUGAUUAUAAUUUACAUGCUUAUUUUUAAAAUAGUAUAUGCACAUACAUGUAUAUCAUAUUAAAAUAAAUUCUCUCAUUUUAA
This is a messenger RNA of Sciurus carolinensis (gray squirrel), 2106 nucleotides long. It is a transcript of the gene Abhd3, whose product is annotated as abhydrolase domain containing 3, phospholipase. Lineage: Eukaryota; Metazoa; Chordata; Mammalia; Rodentia; Sciuridae. The record is from RefSeq and is a predicted model, not a curated record. Gene Ontology annotation, molecular function: monoacylglycerol lipase activity; A2-type glycerophospholipase activity; glycerophospholipid phospholipase A1 activity. Gene Ontology annotation, biological process: medium-chain fatty acid catabolic process; medium-chain fatty acid biosynthetic process; phosphatidylcholine metabolic process. The transcript has 9 exons. The coding region runs from base 192 to 1427 and encodes 411 amino acids.